AUUUUGUGGGCUGGGUCAUAAGCUUUUUUAAAUGCCAUAGUCCCUGAGCACUCUGAAGGCUGAACCAGUCUCACAUUUGGUCAAAGCCAACGAAAGGCCAGCAGCGAUGGAUGACGUCUACAAAGCAGCGGUUGAGAACUUGACUGAGGAGCAAAAAAAUGAGUUCAAGGCUGCCUUUGACAUCUUCAUCCAAGAUGCCGAGGACGGCUGCAUCAGCACUAAGGAAUUGGGGAAGGUGAUGAGGAUGCUGGGGCAAAAUCCCACACCGGAAGAACUGCAGGAGAUGAUUGACGAGGUGGAUGAAGAUGGCAGCGGCACAGUUGACUUUGAUGAGUUCUUGGUUAUGAUGGUCCGCUGUAUGAAGGAGGAGAGCAAAGGAAAACCAGAAGAAGAACUGGCCGAACUUUUCCGCAUGUUUGACAAGAAUGGCGAUGGCUACAUAGAUCUGGAGGAACUAAAGUCUAUGUUGGAGUCCACUGGAGAAUCCAUCACAGAAGAUGACAUUGAAGAGUUGAUGAAGGACGGAGACAAAAACAAUGACGGCAAAAUUGAUUAUGACGAGUUCCUGGAGUUCAUGAAAGGUGUUGAAUAAAGGAUUGCAAUGGAGGUCUGCACACGACGUUCGUUUCUUUUCUUCCGCCUGCUUCAGUGAUUCCUUCAGAUAGGCCGUCUGUCCAUUCGCUGUGUGCCUGAAGCAACAUGUGCGUGUCUUCAGAAGACAUCAAAACUCCCUGUCAUUGUAUUUGAAAAUAACUUCAGCAAAGCUCCAAGAUUGUUUUACAAAUCCCCAGUCACACAAAGAAAAUUUUAAAUAAACUAUUUUCAGAAUUA
Syngnathus typhle (broad-nosed pipefish) is the source of this 831-nucleotide messenger RNA. RefSeq names its product troponin C, slow skeletal and cardiac muscles-like. The transcript has 6 exons. The record is from RefSeq and is a predicted model, not a curated record. Gene Ontology annotation, molecular function: calcium ion binding. The coding region runs from base 107 to 592 and encodes 161 amino acids. Gene Ontology annotation, cellular component: myosin II complex. NCBI's taxonomy places the organism in Eukaryota, Metazoa, Chordata, Actinopteri, Syngnathiformes, Syngnathidae.